Messenger RNA from Gossypium raimondii (Peruvian cotton), 774 nucleotides. RefSeq names its product zinc finger protein JAGGED. The transcript has a single exon. NCBI's taxonomy places the organism in Eukaryota, Viridiplantae, Streptophyta, Magnoliopsida, Malvales, Malvaceae. Gene Ontology annotation, molecular function: transcription cis-regulatory region binding; DNA-binding transcription factor activity. The record is from RefSeq and is a predicted model, not a curated record. Gene Ontology annotation, cellular component: nucleus. Gene Ontology annotation, biological process: cytokinin-activated signaling pathway; trichome morphogenesis; gibberellic acid mediated signaling pathway. Bases 40 to 603 code for a protein of 187 amino acids.
UAAUCACAAACAUAAUCAGACUCUCAUUCCGACUUUUUAAUGGCAGAGAGCUCAGUUCCAACAAGUUUAUCUUCAGCUGAUAUGACACCAGAUAAACAAUCAUCACUUAAGCUAUUUGGUUUUUCACUUACUGAUCAUCAAGAGGAAGUUUCAGACAAAUCUGAUGAUUUUGGAGAAAGCAGGAAAUUUGAGUGUCCAUUUUGUCACCGAGUAUUUGGCAAUUCUCAAGCACUAGGGGGGCAUCAAAAUGCACACAAGAGAGAACGCCAAAAAGCUAGGCAAGCCCAGUUUCACAGCCGCCAACGCUUCAUAGCAGCUGCUACGCCUGUUUUAAGCUCCCAUGUUGUAAGGUCGAUGGCGCCUAGGUUUCCUAGAGGGUUCAGUACCAACGGUGCUGCUAAAUUCCUGCCGCAACUGGCUGGUGAUUGUCCAUCAUGUCCACAGCUGCUUCCCACGACUCCUCCGUACCCUACUCGAAUUUUCAUGGGGAAACCAUUGCAUUUUAGAACAGCAGCCCCAGGGUCUACAGAAGUUUCUACCAAAUUACCAAAGGCUGAGAUAGGCAUUGAUCUGCACCUUAAACUCUCUCAUUCCGGUUGUUAGAUAGCCCUUUCCAGUCCACAUAUAUAUAUGUACCAUGAACAUGGAGUUCGAAUAAUCUUCUCUAUCAGCUUUUGUAUUUUCUUUUCGUUCUGUUUAAAUUUGGGGGUGAAAACAUCUCCCACUGUUUGAUCUUUCCUAAUGUUCAAAUAUUAUAAUGGCUUCUAUUAAGUA